Haliaeetus leucocephalus (bald eagle) is the source of this 2792-nucleotide messenger RNA. RefSeq names its product arylamine N-acetyltransferase, pineal gland isozyme NAT-10. Gene Ontology annotation, molecular function: acetyltransferase activity. The record is from RefSeq and is a predicted model, not a curated record. The transcript is spliced from 2 exons. NCBI's taxonomy places the organism in Eukaryota, Metazoa, Chordata, Aves, Accipitriformes, Accipitridae. Bases 940 to 1812 code for a protein of 290 amino acids.
CUUUUCGCUUUAUGAUACCUGUGGCAGGUACUGUACAGGGUGUGUCAUGAAGGAGGGCGACAGGAGAGCACCCGUCCUCGCCCAAGGAAAAGACUUUGACCCUUGUGUUAGUCAACCACAGACUCACUGGGUACCUGAAGGGCUUAAAACUCAUGUGCUUUCCCAGAUGCAGUCUAAUGGCUCUUUGCCUUCUUGAAAGGGACCUCCAACUUUCCACCUCUGUCAAAUGAAGAGGAGACAUGCUCGACAGGGACAGAAUGUAAUAAACAGCCCUGCAACACUGUGAAGAUGCAGAAGGCCAAGUUUUAGAGAGGAAAUGCAUUACUUUGUUCUCACACACAACAUUGUGCCAAUAAGUAUUUGUCAUUGUAUUCGUUAGGUGUGGCAUCUCCAGAAUAACUACCUGCUGCAGUUGAAGCUUCAAACAGAUUGAAAAAGUUCCUUUGUGGGUAAAGAAAGGUCAUUUUGUGCUUCUGUGGAGCACAGGAACACGCAGCCUGCAAUACCUUGGCAAUUUCAUGUACCCACAAGGAAACAGAUGACUAUCCUCCAUCGCAAAGUGCUGGCUUGCAAGAUAACAAUAAUUUCAUUUAAAAAAAGUUACAGAGCUUUUUGCAACUUUCUACUGUAAUUAUUUGACAUGGAAAACAAGUUCAGUCUGGUCUUAACCAGGGGAAAACACAAACAUCUACUAAUAGAGAAGAAACAAAGUUUAAUUUGCUCAUGGAUCAGUGAAGUCCAAAAAUGUGCAUUCAUUUUGAGUGGACUCUGCCCUUUCUCGGCAUUUAAGAUUCAGGAGUGAGGGCCAGUGGAGCUUAGAGAGGAAGACAGCCCUCACAAUUUGUAUCCACUCCUGGCUUUACUGAAUGCUGCCCCAGUAAUAAAAAACCCAGAAGCUGAAUACAUCAAUAAAUAAAUAAGGCUUUUUUAAGAGGUGACAUGAACCUUGAAGAGUAUUUUGCAAGAACUGGCUAUAAAGGUUCCCUUGAAAAACAAGAUUUGGAAACCUUAACCGAUAUAUUCCAGCACCACAUCCGUGCUGUUCCCUUCGAAAACCUCAGCAUCCAUUGCGGGGAGAAAAUUACUUUGGAGUUCGAGCACGUUUAUAACAAAAUCGUGCGGAGGAAGCGGGGUGGCUGGUGCAUGGAAAACAACCAGCUGUUGGGUUGGGUCCUGAAACGCCUGGGGUACGACACCAGCUUUCUGGGAGCGUAUGUGUUCAAUCCACAUCAAAACGCGUAUGCUACCAUCAUGACCCACCUCCUUGUAAAGGUAGUUAUUGAUGGCAAAGCCUAUAUUGUUGAUGGAGGCUUUGGUGUAUCCUAUCAGAUGUGGCAACCGAUGGAGCUUGUGUCGGGGAAAGACCAGCCCCAGGCUCCCGGUGUCUUUCGCUUCACGGAAAAAAAUGCCAUCUGGUACCUUGAGAAAAUGAGACGGAAACAAUACAUUCCCAAUCAAAAUUUCUCUAAUUCUGAUCUUCUGGAGAAAAAAGAGUGUCGGAAAGUUUAUAUGUUCAAUCUGGAGCCACGGACAGUGGAAGAGUUCCGUUUCCAGUGCACGUACCUUCAGACAUCUCCAGAUUCCCUCUUUACAAAGAAGUCCAUCUGCACCCUCCAGACCACUGAUGGCUUUCGAGCACUAAUUGGGUGGACACUCACUGAGACCACAUACAACUACAAGGAAAAUAUGGAUUUGGUGGAAUUCAUAACUCUUGAAGAUGAAGAGGUGGAAAAAACACUCAAAGAGAAAUUCAACAUAACCCUAGAUAGAAAACUUGUCCCAAUUAACGUCAAAGGAUUUUAUACAAUCUAGAUGACCAGAAAAACCUACAAUAAUGCUACAUAUGUACAGUACCUUCCACUGUCUGCACAAUCACUACUGUAAGAUUAUGGGAUUCUCUUGCAGGCGACUGAAGGAAAAGUACAUUAAUACCAGAUUAAAGUGAAAUUCACUCUGGGAAAAAUCAGGAAUUUAAGACUCUUCUGUCAGGUAGAAUUAUUUGCUGUGAGAUGACUGCAGUUCAAUUUUUGGCACAAAUGUAGGAUCUGAUUUGAAUCUGGUUAUAAACUUGGGUAAUAAAUAUGUCUGGGAAAUUUUGGAGUGCCUAUAGCACACAAAUAGGAGUAUGGAUUAUUAAUUGUGAUAUGCUGCCAACACAUUUUCUAUGGUUAUUAUAGGAAGAAAAGUCACAUAUGAGCAUUUAGACAAUGAAGUGAACAUUUAGAACUUCAUUUUUCACAAGAUCUAACCACUUGCAGCUCAUCUCAUUUCUCUACCUUUAAUGUAAGUAAAACAAUGUCACCUUUGAAAGGAGCAUUAGGAGGCAUAAUUCUCCCAGUGUCAUCCUUAGACAAAACAUAGUACAAAAUGAAAAUUAUCAUCAUGUGCAUCCCUUUUGUCAUUGCUGCAGUAAACUGCCCAAAGUAAUUUUUGGUAUGUACGUUAUUUUCUGGUGAAGCAAGUUGUAUAUAUUGCACCAUUACUGUGGCUGAUGGGCUCUAAGGAGACACCUACAAGCUUUGCUUCUGGUAAGUAAUCAUCCUAUAAAGGGUGAAUGGUGCUUAAAUGUCACAACUGGCUUAGAUUUACUUGUAUCUCAAAAGGGGUGGAAAUUUUAUAUUUUUAGCAUUGCAAGUAUAACAAAGGUAGAACAAUGAAGCUAAUCCCACUAUACCCUUAAUAUUGCCCUCUUUGUAUAUAGCAAAUACGGGAGUCCAUAUGGCUGUCCUGAACGAGUACCACUUAGCACAGGAGCUUUAGUGUCACAAAUGAGUUCAUUCAUCUGUAUCAAA